GCCAUUUCAAAACAAUGUGCGGGCAGUAAAUAAUGAACUAACUCAACUGAUAAACGUGCAAAGGUUACAAGGUUUACCGCAAGUGAAUUAAGUACAAAGCAAGAUGUGUGUUGGAUGUGUGAAAGUGAAGUGUCCAGACAGGGGAAGUGUCUGCUUGGAAAAUGGGUCUUACCUUUUCAAUUUCCAGGAAUGUGCAAGUUGUCAUAGCAGGCAAGUUAUCAAAAUCCUGAACAAGCACACAGACACUGAUGAAGAUGGGGAAGAAACAGUCAUGUAUCACCAUGUGUGUGCAGUGUGUGAACAUCUUAUAGCUGAACAUCAGUAUGAGUUUAGAAUAGAUGGUGAAUAUCAGGAAUACUCGAUGGUUUGUAUUCUAUGUGGUAGUGCACAAGACACUAGGAGCAUCCUGCCAGACGAUCCAGGAAAACAAAUGCACUUAUUCUGAUGCUCGGCUGGGAUGGAAUAAAAGCAACAAAUGCUUGGACAGAUCUACAUAGAAUGGUGAUUAGGGUGAAAUGAAUCCAGCUGUUCUAAAGCCGAGCUGUGGUGGAACAAAACAGUUAAUGCUUACUAUGGAUACAACUGUUCUUGUGCAUAAAAGUGAUGUCUCAAACAUUGUACAUAAAUGACCAAUACUCAAAAAGAAUUGCGCCAAAUGAAAUGGUAGAAUACAUUCAAACCGAACCCCAAUGAUUACUGUCAAACCAUUGGACAUUCGGUGAACAAGGGAAGAAUUCUGAGGAGCGCUAUAAAAUAGAGCUGCAGGCCAAAGAGUUGGCAUUGAUAGAGAACAAAGGGUGCAUUCGUUUAGCUUCCCUGGGUCGACCCCGCAGUGCUCACUCGGGUGAGCCCCUGACAAGAGCUAAUCGAAC
Messenger RNA from Asterias rubens (European starfish), 872 nucleotides. Its product is annotated as protein Churchill-like. The record is from RefSeq and is a predicted model, not a curated record. Gene Ontology annotation, biological process: fibroblast growth factor receptor signaling pathway; multicellular organism development; positive regulation of DNA-templated transcription. The transcript has 4 exons. Lineage: Eukaryota; Metazoa; Echinodermata; Asteroidea; Forcipulatida; Asteriidae. Gene Ontology annotation, molecular function: zinc ion binding. Bases 104 to 445 code for a protein of 113 amino acids.